AUGUCAGCCUACCUAGCCGAACACCUCCCGCAUCUCCAGUCGCUACACGCACAACUCGCACUGGACACGACAGCCCUACAAGGGGAUCAAGAACGGAUCGAAACAGCCAUCAAAGCGGCGGUUGAGACGCUUCUCCGAGAGAGGGAACUACAGGUGGAUGAGUACAAGGAUGUGAUUGCGGGGCAGAAGAGACGGCUGGCGUGUCUUGCGAGGGCGGUAGGUGAUAAAGGGCGGAAUGUGAUACAGGAGAGCAGAAGGGAGAGUGUGGAGAAUGAGAGUUUGCCGAAGCAGUUGGAGAGGCUCGUUAAGCAGUCAGAGGAGCUGGAGAAGGUAUAUGACGAACGCCUAAAGCAUAUCGAAAAACAACAAUCCUACCUGAAUCAACUCGCCAUCCUCCUCGGAGCACCUUUCGAGCCCGCCGCACCCCUGGCUCCGAUAGCUUCUGGGUCAAACCACGGCAGUAUGGUACCGCCCGCACCUGGUCUCGCUCGGAUCGUCAGCGGCACAGCUGCCGGCGGGCGUUUAUCUGUCGAUCGGAAAGGUCGGAGCGAUUCCGUCUCUGUCAUCCCUGCGCCUCCAACGGCGGGAGAGGAGGGACUGUACGAUGUCAGCGAGGCGGUCACGGGGGAGCUGGAGAGUCGCGUCACUGUCGCGCUCGAAGAAAGGGCGAGCCGCCUAGUCGACCUCGAAUCAUCAAUGCACGACCUCCGUACCCUCCACACCGAGCUCGCGCUCCCCCCGAUCCCUCUUUCCCACCCACAUCAUUUCCCACUCCACCUCCUCCCCAAUCGAUCCACCGAAGAGACGCCAGGCGCGCAGCAGGGGUAUGAGCGACUCCUGGCGAGAGUGGUGACGGAGAAGGUGGGGAUGGUUCCUGGUGUGGACGAGGAGGGAGGGGAGAAUGAAGUGGAGGGGGAUUUGGAGAGUAUGCAGGGGGUAGAGCCGGAUGUGGGGUUGAUUCGGUGGGUGGAGGAGGUACGGGAAUUGUGGGAGAAGGAACAGGCCACUAGGGCGAUCCGGAUCCAAGCGAUAUACGACCAGCUGGAACCCCUCUGGCAGCGAUUACAGCUGGAUCAGGAUCAUAUUGAUCUUUUCAUCCAGAUGAAUAUCGGGUGUAGCGAGGCGGCCAUCAAAGCGUAUGAAGCAGAACUGGAACGAUGCCUCGAACUCCGCCGUUCCAGCCUCUCGUCGUUUAUCGUCUCUGUCCGCGCCGAGAUUGAUAGUCUAUGGACGGAGCUUAUGCUCUCGGACGAAGAGAAGUCGGACUUUGGGGCGUACAUCAAUGACGAUUACUGCGAAGAAUUACUCGCUGAGCAUGAAACUUAUAUCGAGCAGCUCCGCGCAGAGAUUGAGAGCAAGGCGAACCUCUUGCCGAAAGUGAGGGAAUGGCAUGCUUUGGUGGUGGAUGAAGAUGAGCUGGAGAGGGCGCAGACGGACCCGGAUCGGUUCAAGCGGAGGGGAGGGGCUAUGUUGCGGGAGGAGAAGUUGAGGAAGAGGGUGACUGUGGCAAAACCAAGAGUGGAGCAGGAGCUGUUGAAGUACUUGCCAGUUUGGGAAGAGGCGAACGAACGGCCAUUCAUGGUCCAGGGCGAGAGGGUGGUGGAUAAGAUACAUAAUGCGUUGGAAGCGAAAGAUCAGGCUAAAGAAGCCAAGAAGCGUAUAAGGAUGGGUCUUGCACCUACCGCCCCUCCGCCCCGUCCCCUCGCUCCCGCCAAAACAAUCCGUCCCACCCCUUUACCCUCCACACGAUCUACCGCCUCUUCCCAUUCCACGUCUAUAUCGGGGACGUAUGGCCGGAAGAGGGAAGCCCCGACGCCUACGCCGGUCAUGAUGAGUAUGAACAAGCGGCAGAAGGUGGCUCAGCCGCCGUCGGUCUCGCUCGGUACCGGCACGGGGAUGGGGACGGGGAUUCGACAACCGAGUCGGACACGGAUACCCUCCAGCGUGACAUCGACCAGUACCUCCAACCGGGUCGUCAGCGGCGGUACAGGCAGCGGAUCCGGAUCGGGUCUAGGGAGAGGGAGGGAUCCGAGUAGCUCGCCUACGCUCGUUUCUUGCCUUCUCCCUCGUCCAGCGCUAAGCGGCAAGCUCGUACCGCCCAUAUCGUCUAGUCGCAUCCCAUCCUACGCCGCCACCUCCACGACCAACGCCUCACUAUCGAUCCCUGGGACUGGAGGAGGUACGUCGGGGAAGGUGCAGGUCCCGCUUCCACCGCUACACGCUAUCGCCAAGGCGAACGGGCGGCGGCCGCCUCGGAAGAGCUUCAGGCCGAGGGCGAGCGUCGCGUGUGGGUUUGGGUUUAUCAGUGGGGUCGAGGUGGGAACAAGCGAUGAGGGGGAUGGGGACGGGUAUGGGCAUGGAGGGCAAGGAGAGGGGACGGGGAUGGACAUGGAGAUGAUGGAGGAGGAAGAGGGGGAUGUGUUCGAAUGA
Dioszegia hungarica is the source of this 2430-nucleotide messenger RNA. RefSeq names its product protein regulator of cytokinesis 1. The transcript has 10 exons. Gene Ontology annotation, molecular function: microtubule binding. The record is from RefSeq and is a predicted model, not a curated record. Bases 1 to 2430 code for a protein of 809 amino acids. Gene Ontology annotation, cellular component: spindle; mitotic spindle midzone; cytoplasm. NCBI's taxonomy places the organism in Eukaryota, Fungi, Basidiomycota, Tremellomycetes, Tremellales, Bulleribasidiaceae. Gene Ontology annotation, biological process: mitotic spindle midzone assembly; microtubule cytoskeleton organization.